AUGGCUUUCGAGUUCUCAGCUCAAUGUAUGUCUGCGCGCGAGGGCACCACUACCACUAGUGCCAACUGUAAAUACCAGGUUGCUUGGAUUGUGGAUAAUACAGAUGAAGAGGAUUCAGAUAGUGAUGAUGAAGGUGAUGAUGGAAUGGUAUUGGAUGAACAAGAGAGUGAUUUUCUACAUCAAAAGGGCAGUAAGAAUUUUGACCUUGAUGAUGAUCAAGCUUCCUUGAACUUGAAAGACUCUGAUGAAGAAACCGAUGUUCAUUCAAUGAUGAUGGACGAUGAGAAGUUGACAAGGGAGCAGAUACAGGGUGAGAUUCAAAAUAUAAAAAAUGCACAUGCUGAAGAUGAAGAAAAUCCUGAUGAAGUGGAUACACCGUUAGAUAUUUCUGCUAGAAAACGAUUUGCAAAGUAUAGAGGCCUCAAGUCCUUUAGGACCUCCUCUUGGGAAUAUCAGGAAUCUCUCCCUCCGGAAUAUGCCAGAAUUUUUGCAUUUGAUAAUUUUCCAAGGACACAGAAACUUGUUCUUGCUAAAGCUUUAGAUAUGCAGCAAGAAAACUGGGAUGACUGUGUACCUGUUGGCUCAUACGUAAGGCUGCAUAUAAAGGAAGUAUCAAACGGUGUUGCUUGCAAAUUAUGCUCGCUGGCGAAGACAAUGCCUGUCAUAGCGAGCGGUCUUUUUCAGCAUGAGUCCAAGAUGUCUGUCCUUCAUUUCAGCAUAAAGAAGCAUGAUACAUAUAGUGCUCCUAUUAAAGCAAAAGAAGAACUCGUGUUCCAUGUUGGUUUUCGCCAAUUUGUUGCUAGGCCUAUAUUUUCUACUGACAACAUUAAUUCAGACAAGCACAAGAUGGAGAGGUUUCUCCAUGCAGGGCGUUUUUCUGUGGCUUCUAUUUAUGCCCCAAUUUCUUUUCCUCCGCUUCCCUUGAUAGUCCUGAAGAGUGCUGAAGCUGCUGCUGCCCCUUCUGUUGCAGCUUUUGGUUCACUGAGAAGUAUUGACCUAGACAGGAUUAUCCUUAAGAAGAACAUUAUAACUGGUUACCCACAAAGAGUGUCAAAAUUAAAAGCCAUGGUGAGAUACAUGUUUCAUAGCCCCGAGGAUGUGAGAUGGUUUAAGCCUGUGGAAGUGUGGACCAAAUGUGGUCGCCGUGGUCGCAUUAAAGAACCUGUUGGUACACAUGGGGCGAUGAAGUGUGUUUUAAAUGGGGUCCUUCAGCAGCAUGACACUGUGUGCAUGAGCUUGUAUAAGCGUGCAUAUCCAAAGUGGCCAGACUUUCACUUCCCUAUUCUUGAUGCUUGAUCGACCGUGGCUGGUGCUCAAUUCUGUACGGUUGAUUCUGGAAUAUGGAAGAAAGCCAUACUUCUGAUGGGAAUGAAGCUCUGGUCCAGAUUGUCAAUACCAAUUUCAUGUUUGCUUGUAAGCUGCAUGCAGUUGAGUGACAUUGGUUCUUUUUUGGGGUGUUACAUGGGGUUCAUUGUACCUGCUCCUGUAUUUUCUUUUUCCCCGUCAAUAUAUAUUUUUUGAAAUGGUAGACAACUGAAAAUCUAUGUCAAUAGGCAGAGAGGGAAGAACCACCCACCCCCCGCAGGUGGUGGUUAGUUUUUGCUGCCUCUUGUUUGGUUGUCUUAUUUUUGAGUAACUCUUAUGCAGUAUGUCAUUCUUUUGGAUGUUCUAGGAAAUAUGCGUUUCUUCCGGUGAUUCAUAC
Corylus avellana is the source of this 1702-nucleotide messenger RNA. NCBI's taxonomy places the organism in Eukaryota, Viridiplantae, Streptophyta, Magnoliopsida, Fagales, Betulaceae. The record is from RefSeq and is a predicted model, not a curated record.